This is a messenger RNA of Penicillium maclennaniae, 1821 nucleotides long. RefSeq lists its product as uncharacterized. Bases 1 to 1821 code for a protein of 606 amino acids. The record is from RefSeq and is a predicted model, not a curated record. Lineage: Eukaryota; Fungi; Ascomycota; Eurotiomycetes; Eurotiales; Aspergillaceae. The transcript is spliced from 2 exons.
AUGGCGGUUCGCCGCUCCGCUCGACUCCGUAGCGUCAGCUCUCAGCCCGAGAACGCGACGAACCUGCUCGCGAUGUUUACCCCUACUGUCCACACCCCAGUGACCAAGAAAACACCACAAAAGACUCCAAUUACCGCCGCCAGGAUGACAGAGGCACGCACUCCUACCACCGGGUCUGCCGCGCGUCCUCCCCGCUCCGAAAUGCACCCCAGCAAAACACAUCAAAGUACCACCAAGCAGCCCGACUCUGGCCUGAUCCUUGGUUUCAACCCUAUCAAGAAAGACGCCAAUGGUAACCCAAUUGGCGCGUUUGAUGGCACUCCUUCGAAGUCUAAGGCUUCCCCGGUUCCCUCACAAUUCGGCACUCCUGGAUAUGAGUUCAAGUUCGGUCAGGACUCGCAACUCAGCGAGGAAGCCAGAAGACUCAUGGAUAGCGUUCGAGGUGAAGUCACACGCAUCAAAUCCCAAAUGAUCUUCGACAAGUCAAAGGCCGGCGAGGAGGGCCAGCAAACUGGACAGAACAUUGGCGACCGGAAGAUCGCCAUGCCCAAGGGUCGGGCAAGCCGCUUCAGCGAUGUGCACAUGGCUGAGUUCAAGAAGAUGGACUCCAUUGCCAACCAUCCUUCUUCUUUCCGGGCGACGCCUGGUCGCUCCCAGCCUGUUACCACUGGUAAGUCUCUGAAACGGACUAAGUCCAAGGCCCAGCUAGACGACCGUGGUUCUUCGACCUCGUCCCUGUCAUGCUCUCCCUCGAAGUCCUCUGCUGUCACAUCCUCGCCUGCUGCUACCACCAAGCGCGCGAAGCAUAAAGCAUCUGAAGAUGCAUCGAUCAGCCGGCUUGACGUCCCGAAGAAUGCUCCUGCUCUGAAAGUUGUUGGGACUCGUCCCCGCUCGAAUAUCCGCAGUUCCCUCAUGACUCCGACCAGAGCAUCUGAGGCGCGCAUCGUGUCGACCAGCAUCAAGGCACCCAAGACGACCUUGAUUCCCUCCUUGGCGCGCUCUCCCUCAACCAAGGCUGUGGCUUCUCCACGAACCCCGCGUACGGAUUUCAAUCCGAGACUCAAAGGCAACUUGCCCAGCUUCAGCAACCUCAAAUCCAUCCUACGCCGGCGACAGCCCUUGUUCUCUCGUGAUCCAAGCAAGAUUGCUUCUGGUACUCAUGUGGCUGCUCCCGACUUCAAUCCCGACGCGCUGUUUGCCAAAGAUGAACUGGACGACUCCGCCCCGACUCCAUCGCCCCAAAAGCACGUUGAGUUCACCCCCAGUGUGAAGUCGCGCUACGAGCUCGUCAAUUCACCCUCGCGUUCCAAGAUCCCCACCACUCCCUCGCGCUCCAACGUGCCAGAUGUCAUUUAUCCCACUCUUCCUACCCUCACUCCGGACCGCAAUACAGUUUCGGCCGGCAAAAGCCCUGCUCCGCCCAAGUCGCCAAGCAUUCGCCACGUUCGCAAGUCAGAUGCGGAUACGAAGAGGCCCGAUUAUCCUGACCUGCCUGUCUUGGCCAACGGCAUUGCCCACGGAAUUGUUAACAAAAAGAGACAUCGUGAUGAGGUUGACGACGAGUCCGGUGCUGAUAGCGAGAAUGUGCCUCCGGUUGAUGCGCACGCCGAUGAGCGUGGCACCAAGCGCUUGAAGGCAAACCCGCCACCCACUCCCAGUCCGAUCAAGAACCGCCCUAUCAAGACUCCUAGUCGCUCCAUCUCCGGGCGUCUGGGUACUCCUACCAGUACUACUGCUAGUGCGAAACAAAAGUCUCGUCGGGUCCUUAGCCUGAGUCGUUUGAACAUGCUCUCCAAGCCCAAGAGCCGCACUGGUGCUUGA